This is a messenger RNA of Arachis ipaensis, 971 nucleotides long. RefSeq names its product DNA-directed RNA polymerase I subunit 1-like. NCBI's taxonomy places the organism in Eukaryota, Viridiplantae, Streptophyta, Magnoliopsida, Fabales, Fabaceae. The record is from RefSeq and is a predicted model, not a curated record.
UGAAGAGGAUAUCAACUUUGCUGGGACCAAGAAAAGUGAUUCAAAAAGGUACAAGUUGUCUUACAAGCUUGCUGAGCAAAAUCGAUUUUCUGGUCCUUUCUAUAUCAAGUUAGUUUCUUCCAAAUAUUGAAUUAACCUCAAUGUAAAGUGUCAGCCGGACACUGAAAAGUUUCACAUGCUGUUGGAAAAUUUAGAAUCAUAUAUUAAUUCUAUUCAAAUUACAGGUUAAAAUGACGUUAGAACUUCUGUGAAAAAAUGAGGUUCGACUCUGUUCCUAUAUUAAUGAUAUUCAAGGUCAGGGAUAUGGAAAGAAAGCAGGUCACUCAAUGUUCUUUCUUGAGAAUAUUUUUGUUCCACCAAUCAAAUUCUGCCCUCCCACUAAAGGAGGUGAUAUGGUAUCAGAGCAUGCUCAUACUGUUUUGUUGAGUAAGAUUCUGCAGUCUAACAUAAGAUUAGGGGAUGCCCAUCUAAACAAGAAGGAUCCCUCGAUGGUUUUAGCCAGGUGGGUGGAACUUCAGCAAUCUGUAAAUGUGCUCUUUACCAAUAACACUUCUGGAAAAACAGAAUAUGUUUAUGCUCGUGUGAAGCUUUCAAGAUAUUCUUUAGAGGUUCUGUCUGAAGAUUUGCCUGCUACUAUUUCUAAAAUAUCAUUUCCAAAGACGAUGAAAUGGAAUUCCCAGGUAUGUGGGAUUUGAGGCAGAUGAAGAACCAGAAAUCUCCCAAAUACGAUCUUCCGUUGAACAAGAUAUUUAAAGAACAAGAUUUUUUUCUCUUCUAUCAGAAGGUUAAUAAUUUUUAUUAGAAGAUACUUAUGUAGGAUACAAUAUUUUGGUUUUUUAUAGUUUAUUAGUAGUAAAUUCUAAGUGGUCUAAUGUAUAUUUUGAUAUGGGUAUGUUUAAUUUAGUGUGAGAUGUAUGAAUACUCAUUUAUGAUCAUCCCAAUAUUUUUAGUUCAUUAUAAAUAUAUUUUGU